Dovyalis caffra is the source of this 219-nucleotide messenger RNA. Lineage: Eukaryota; Viridiplantae; Streptophyta; Magnoliopsida; Malpighiales; Salicaceae. The record is from the annotation of a GenBank genome assembly.
AUGGAGAGCAAUGUAAGUAUAAAGAUGAAUGACAACUUCAACCUUCCCUCUCAUCAGACAAAGCUUCCCAAAGUCAGCUCUUACCAUUGGUGGAAGUCAAAGACUAGAUUAGGAACUACUUUCGAUUAUCGUAUAAGGAACUUCUUCCCUAUUGGUCAAGUUACUUACACUCAUAGAAAAGAUCACUUUUCGACAGUAUGUAAGAGGGAUCAGCCAUAG